Pieris macdunnoughi is the source of this 447-nucleotide messenger RNA. The record is from the annotation of a GenBank genome assembly. Lineage: Eukaryota; Metazoa; Arthropoda; Insecta; Lepidoptera; Pieridae.
AUGGCCACCUCCAAAAAGAAGACUAGGAAGUUAAGAGGGCAUGUCAGUCAUGGACAUGGUCGUAUCGGCAAACACCGUAAGCAUCCUGGUGGUCGCGGUAACGCUGGUGGUGAACAUCAUCACAGAAUUAACAUGGACAAGUACCACCCAGGUUACUAUGGAAAGCUUGGUAUGAGGAACUUUCACUUAAGAAGAAACAAAAUAUUCUGUCCUGUUUUAAAUUUGGACAAACUUUGGACACUUGUAUCUGAACAGUCCAGACUCAAGUAUGCUAAUGCUACAGAUGGAAAAGUUCCAGUCAUCAACAUUGUUAAAGCUGGUUACUACAAGCUUCUAGGCAAGGGCAAUCUUCCCAAGCAGCCAGUCAUAGUUAAGGCCAAGUUCUUUUCCAAGACUGCUGAAAAGAAGAUCAAAUCUGUUGGUGGAGUCUGUGUAUUGUCAGCGUAA